AUGACGAGUGUAAUUGUCUCCACAGCACCAAUGCUGACACUGAAGUUUGUUUCCUUGCUGGGAAUGAAAGAAUGUGACCGAGUUCAGAGCAGAGCGGGACCUGUUUCCAAUGUCACUGUUACAUCUGAUGCCACCAGACUGAUUGAGUACAGCGACACCGUCAGACUAACCUGCUCCGCAACAGGCACGGAUGUCUCUUACCUGUGGCUUGAGCAGAUCAGCGUGAUCAUUCCCGGUGGCAGGUUUGAGCUGAGUGCCGACAACAGCACACUCACUGUUUCUGGAGUGCGACGGACAGACGGAAGUUUCACCUGUAGAGCAAGCAACGUGAUUAACGAAAUCACGAGCGCUCCGUUUUCUCUUAAUGUCAACUACGGACCGGAUCGUCCAUCCAUCAUCACUCAACCGCACUCGUCUUUUCACAUUGCCGGAGGCUCCCUAAGGUUAACAUGUUUCUCACAGUCCCACCCAGAUGCUCAAUUGAAUUGGCAACUGAACGGUGCCCACCUACACAGUGGGCAGGAGGUCGUCCUCGACAGCAUCUCUGUGAACAACGCGGGAACGUAUACUUGUGAGGCCUAUAACAUGGUUACAAAAAGGAACAAUGCCUCAACUACGCAAAUCAAUGUGUUCGAACGUGUUUCCAAUGUCACUGUUACAUCUAACGCCACCAGACUGAUUGAGUACAGCGACACCGUCAGACUAACCUGCUCCGCAAGAGGCACGAAUGUCUCUUACCUGUGGCAUGCGGAGAAUCGCAAGAUAAUUCCUGGAGACAGGAUUGUUCUGAAUGAAGAUCACAGCACACUCACUGUUUCUGGAGUGCUACGGACAGACGGAAGUUUCACCUGUAGAGCAAGCAACAUGAUUAACGAAAUCACAAGCUCUCCGUUUUCUCUUCAUGUCAGCUACGGACCGGAUCGUCCAUCCGUCAUCACUCAACCGCACGCAUCUUUUUACAUUGCUGGAAGCACGAUCAGGUUAACAUGUUCCACGGAGUCCCGCCCAGAUGCUGAAUUGAAUUGGGAACAGAAUGGUGCCCGCCUACAAAGUGGGCAUGAGGUCGUCCUCGACAGCGUUUCUGUGGCCCACACGGGAAAGUAUACUUGUGAGGCCUAUAACACGAUUACAAAAAGGAAUAAUGCCUCAACCACGGAAAUCAUUGUGUUCGAGACAGUGACUGGGGUUACUGUCGUGGCCAGUGAUCCCAACCCCCUUGAAGACCCCGAUACCAUCACACUCAGCUGUCCCGCGUCGGGCACUGUUCAGACACGGACAUGGUUCAAGGAUAACCAACCCAUCCAGGAAAACGGCAGAAUAUUUACAUCCCCCGACAAGGCGAAACUGACUAUAAUCAGAGCUAACAGAAACGACGCAGGGACGUACAAGUGCAUCGCCAGCAACUCAUUCAGCAGUGGCGCUGGAGUGACCAACGUGCAAGUUUACUAUGAAAAUUGUACCUUCCGGGCUGGCGCGAUCGUGGGCAUUAUACUCGGUUUACUUAUCAUGGGCCUGGUUGGAGGAUUCAGUGGAUGGUUGUUCGCAAGAAAAGCUGGCGGUUUAUUCAGCAACAUAUAUCCACCGAAAUCUAAAAAUGGCACGGGCAGAAAUUCCGGAUGGAAAAGCGCCUUCGAUACAAAGACCGUAAACUCAUCAGAAUAUUAUGAAAAUGUCCAAAUGGAUGAACAGGGUGCAAGGAACAAUGCGCAGGAUGGAGACUCCACUUACACGGGUCUUAUCCUGGAGUAUCGAUCUGUUUACGGUGAUCUGAACAGCUGACGUCACUGUGAACGGAAGCCGAUGAUUGGAUCGUGUAUUGGCACAGAGAAUGGACAACCAUCCAGGAUAAAUCCACCGUUCAAAAUGGCUUUUUUUUCUUUGUAAUCGUUCUCCAGGUCUUUAUUAAACCUCUUCCGCGUUUCCUAGCCCCACGACAAAGACAUCACAGAAGAUUCUGUCUCGUUUCCGUCGCAGCAGCUUAGUUCUCUCGCAUCAACCCAGACUGGUGCUGUGGCGUGUCAGGGGAUUUCCAUAAAAUGACCGCUGUUCGAAUCCCUAUCCCGGCCGUACUCU
Molecule: messenger RNA, 2073 nt
Organism: Hypanus sabinus (Atlantic stingray)
Lineage: Eukaryota; Metazoa; Chordata; Chondrichthyes; Myliobatiformes; Dasyatidae
Product: carcinoembryonic antigen-related cell adhesion molecule 5-like
Exons: 12
Coding region: 1-1779 (592 amino acids)
Source: RefSeq, a predicted model, not a curated record